AUGAACUAAUCAAGUUGGUUUUCCCUUGAGGAAGUAGAAUUGCAACACUAAAUUACUGCUGCCAAUCCUCCAGUAAUUAAGGAACGAAAAUUGCCAGAAAAAUUAGACAUGGAUUCACUCCUAUCUUAGUACAAAUCGAUUGAAAUAAAUCCAAAUCUGAUCAAAUAUGUGGUUGUUGAAAGUGAAACAACUGAGAAUUCUAAACAGGUCAACUUUAAAUCUAAAAUUAAACUUAAAUGCGAGGAACGAGACUUGCAUGGAAGUCUAGCCAAUAAGGGUACAAAUAAUAUUCAGGCCACUAAAAUAUCCAUGGCAUCCAGCAUUCCAUAUAUCUAAGGUUUAAGAUCUGCUUUUCUAUCAAUGAAGGAAGGAGAUGUUGCUUGGUUCAAAUUAUCAAAUGAAUAGAUGUACACAGAGUAAGAAAUUGCAAGUGGAAUCCCAGUCCAAUCUUUCCAAAAAUAUUUCAAAAUCGAAAUAUUAGAAGUCACUCAGCCAGAAAUCCCUCUUGACUUAACAAGUCUAGACAAUCGACUCAAGCAGAUGGAAUUGUUUAAAAUUGAAGGAAAUUAAUUCUACGAAAAGCAGUAGUAUCAAAGUGCAUUACUGAGAUACUAAAGAGGACUAAACUUUCUAGAAAAAUGGCCUAAAAAGUUUGAAAGCAAUCCUGUAGCUAUUGAAGCCAAAAGGAAUUCUUUGUUGGUGCUAUCAAGUAAUAAGGCAUAAUGCUUGAUCAAGCUAUAAGACUAUAAAUAAGCAAUCUCAGUACUCGAGCCUUUAAUCGGUUAGAUGAGAAACAAGUAAUAUGAGGUCAAGAAUUACUACAGGUUAAUCAGUUGUUUCUAUGAGACAGAUGAAUAAGUUAAAGCAGAUUUCUAUUACAGACAGGUUAUUCAUAUGUGUUAGCUUUCACAAGAAGAAAAGCAGCUGUUUCAUUCUAUCAAAUUCAAAAAGUGA
Molecule: messenger RNA, 954 nt
Organism: Paramecium tetraurelia
Lineage: Eukaryota; Ciliophora; Oligohymenophorea; Peniculida; Parameciidae
Exons: 3
Molecular function (GO): peptidyl-prolyl cis-trans isomerase activity; protein binding
Source: RefSeq, a predicted model, not a curated record